Paralichthys olivaceus (Japanese flounder) is the source of this 1285-nucleotide messenger RNA. The record is from RefSeq and is a predicted model, not a curated record. Lineage: Eukaryota; Metazoa; Chordata; Actinopteri; Pleuronectiformes; Paralichthyidae.
GAGAGAACCGACAGACUCACCGGAGGAGAGGGACAGAGAGGAAGAGGAGAGAAGGAGCACCAGGGGGAAACGUUAUAUUUGCUGCGUGUCAUCACCUCCACCGGACAGGAUCUACUUCUUCAUCAUCAUUACUCCUCUUCAUCAUCCCUCCUCCUCCUCCUCCUCCUCCUCAUCAUCUUCACCCUCUUCCUACAGACCUCUCCUCCUCUUCCUCCUCUCCUUCAUCACCAUGCCGGGCUGGCGGAGGAACCUCACUUUCUGUCUGCAGCGGAUGCACGAGGAAGAUGACGGACCAUAUGGAAAAACAAAGGAUAUAUCCGGACAAGAACAAACCAUGGCCUCGAGAAGACACAGCAUACCAGAAGCUCUGCGGGGGGUGACCAUGGUGGAGCUGGUGAAGAAAGAAGGCAGCACACUCGGUCUCACCAUCUCAGGAGGAACCGACAAGGAUGGGAAACCACGGGUAUCGAACCUGCGGCCUGGGGGGCUGGCGGCCAGGAGCGACCAGCUGAACGUUGGCGACUACAUCAAGUCGGUGAACGGCAUCAAUCUGACCAAGCUGCGGCACGAGGAGAUCAUCAGCUUGUUGAAGAACGUCGGGGAGAGAGUCCUGCUGGAGGUGGAGUAUGAGCUGCCCCCUACAGCACCAGACAGCACCUCAGGGGUUAUAUCAAAGACAAUCGACAUCUGUUUGCACAAAGAAGGGAACAGCUUUGGUUUCGUGAUGAGAGGUGGGACACAAGAGGACUGGCACAGAUCACGCCCCCUAGUGGUCACCUAUGUGAGGCCAGGAGGCCCCGCCGACAGAGAGGGCACGUUGCGUCCCGGUGAUCGUCUCCUCAGUGUGGACGGCGUCCCGCUGCACAACGCCAACCACAGCGACGCCCUCAUCGUGUUGGCUCAGUGCGGCCAGGAAGCCCUGUUCCAGAUAGAGUAUGAUGUCACCAUCAUGGACACAGUAACGAACGCCUCCGGUCCGCUAUUAGUGGAGAUUGCGAAGUCGCCGGGAGCAACUCUGGGCAUCACGCUGACGUCGGCCAAUCAUCGGAACAAGCAGGUCAUCGUCAUCGACCGGGUGAAGCCUGGCAGCGUGGUGGACAGAUGUGGCGCGUUGCAUGCUGGGGAUCACCUGCUGUCCAUAGACGGGACGUCGACCGAACACUGCACGGUCCUGGAGGCGACGCAGCUGAUAGCCAGCACGACGGAACUGGUCAAACUGGAAAUGCUCCCGUCCCAUCAAACCAGGCUAACUGGGAAACAGCACGACACAGUUUACCAGUUUUGA